AUGUUUCCCUUACAGUUCAUAGUUCUCGCCUGCCUGGUCGCCGCGGCGCUCGCCGUUCCCGUGGACCCGAAGGAUGCCACCAUCGUCAGAUACGACUCGGACAACAUCGGUGUUGACGGAUACAAAUACGACUUCCAAACCAGCGACGGAACGUCGGCCCAGGAGCAAGGACAGUUGAAGAACGUGGGCACAGAGAACGAGGCGAUCGAGGUCCGCGGCCAGUUCUCGUACACCGGUCAGGACGGGCAGGUGUACACCGUCACCUAUGUGGCCAACGAGAACGGCUUCCAGCCCCAGGGUGCCCAUCUGCCCCAACCCUGA
Molecule: messenger RNA, 321 nt
Organism: Diatraea saccharalis (sugarcane borer)
Lineage: Eukaryota; Metazoa; Arthropoda; Insecta; Lepidoptera; Crambidae
Source: the annotation of a GenBank genome assembly